Molecule: messenger RNA, 2685 nt
Organism: Lactuca saligna
Lineage: Eukaryota; Viridiplantae; Streptophyta; Magnoliopsida; Asterales; Asteraceae
Source: the annotation of a GenBank genome assembly
AUGGAAGGUGUGUUGGACUUUGACACGAUCGACGUGGAACUAAAUGAAGACCUUCUAAAGAAACAGAGUAGGAUAUGUAGAGAUGAGUUCUUGAACUCACUGUCUCUUGACGAUGAAGAUGAAGACUUCAUUAUCCCAUUAUUCGAGAAUGUUGAAGAUGAUGAAGCACCCGUGGAAGAAGAACCUUUGGAUGACGAACAGGAGGAGGAAGAAAAUGUAGAUGAAGUUGUGGAUGAAGAGGAAAAUGACAGUGAAGCUCAGUUUAAAUAUUCCACACAUGAUCCAAAUGUGACAUGGAAUAGAAUGAAACCUCAAGAGGGAGAAAGGUAUGAAUCUCCACAGCAACUUAAACUCUGUUUAACAAAUCAUGCCAUAUCUAAAGGUUAUCAGAUUAGGUUUAAUAAAUGUGAUAGUGUUAGACUACACUGUGUGUGUGCUAGUGAUCAUGAGAAAUUCGGUUGCCCUUAUUAUGUUAAAGCCUCUUGGAUGAGCACUGAAAAGUCAUUCCAAAUAAAGAAAAUGUAUCCACAUCAUACAUGUGUCAAGAAUUUUAACAAUGGAAAACUUAUGGGACCAACAUGGUUAGCUAGAAAAUUCCUUAAAGAACUUAUUAGGACACCUAAUUUGAAAGCUAAGGAAAUCCAAGAAAAAGUUCAACACAAAUUUCACACUAAGAUUUCAUGGGUAAGGAGUUAUACGGCUAGAUGUAGGGCAAUGUCCAUGAUUGAGGGAAAAUUAGGUGAUCACUAUGCAAGGGUGUGGGAUUAUGGUGGUGAAUUGCUAAGAUCCAAUCCAGACAGCACCAUUAAAAUUUGUGUCGAAGACAACAAUGAUGGUACAACUAUUUUCAAAAGGAUGUACAUAUGUUUCAAAUCAAUCAAAGAAGGGUGGAAGAUGGGUUGUAGAAGGGUAGUAGGGAUCGAUGGAUCUUUUCUGAAAGGGCAGUGUAAGGGACAAUUAUUAACAGCCAUAGGUAGGGACCCAAACAAUCACGUUUUUCCCAUAGCUUGGGCUGUAGUUGAAAUUGAGAAUAAGUUUAACUGGAAGUGGUUCCUUCAGUUGUUAGAGGUUGACCUUGGAAUGGAUGCAGGAAGGGGCAUGUGUGUAAUUUCAGACCAACAUAAGGGUCUUCUUGAGGCAACAAAGGAGGUGUUACCAUAUGUUGAGCAUAGACAGUGUGCACGACAUAUCUAUGCCAACUUCAGAAAAGUAUAUAGUGGAAUUCAGUUAAGGAACCUAUUCUGGAAGGCUGCCAAAUCAACUGUAGAGGGUGAAUUCAAGAAUCACAUGGAUGAGAUAAGACAGAUUAGCCCAGAAAAUGGUAUGGCAGAAUGCUUCAAUGCAGUUAUACUUGAUGCUAGGAAGAAGCCACUACUGACCAUGCUUGAAGAGAUAAGGCUAUAUAUGAUGGAUAGGUUUUACAACCUCAGGGAGUUAGCUGAAAAAUGGGAAGGAGAUGUGUGUCCAUCUGCAAUUAAGAAAAUGGAAGAAUUUGGUGAGGACUUGAAGUUUUGGAGGGUACACCCUAGUGGACAAAAUGAAUUUGAAGUUAGAAAUGGUCUUGAAUCAUAUGGAGUCAACAUAGAGAAAAUGAGUUGUGCAUGUAGACUUUGGGAUGUAUCAGGGAUACCAUGUGUCCAUGCCCAAGCAUCUAUCAUGUUAACUCAUCAGGAUCCAAAGACAUUUAUCAGCAAGUGGUUUGGUAAGGCGAUGUACAUUUCAAGUUAUAGUUAUAACAUUCUACCUGUUAAUGGCAACAAUUUAUGGACAGAAGCUCCUUAUAUUAAGCCCUUACCCCCCUUAGAGAGGAGGAUGUCAGGCAGGCCUACUGUGAAAAGGAAAAGGCAUGUAUCAGAGAGGGAUGACAAGUUCUCUCAAGUGUCCUCAAAGGGCAGAACUGUCCAAUGUCAAAACUGUCAACAAAACGGGCACAACAAGAAAACCUGUAAAAAUCCACAUGUUGAACCAAAUCCUAAACCCAAUAAGAAAAUAGGCAGGCCAAGAUUGGACCCUAGUCUAACCCAAUGGACAAGACGUGGUAGAGGGGGGACAAGGGGAAAUAGAGGAGGUGGUAGGGUACCUAGAGGUGGGGGUGGCUUUCAUAGCUGGUUUGAAAGAGGUGAAACCUCAAAUACAGUACCACCCCAAAAAAAGGUCAAUGAAGAAUAUAAUUCUGAAGAGAUGGUGGAUGUAGAUGUGAUGAGUGAUGGAGAUGGGCUGGAUAUGGUAGAUAUGGACUACAUUACACAAAAAAUUACAGAGUUGAGGAAAUCAGGUUACACUGAUGUAGACAUUAUGAGAUGCCUUGGAAUUACAAAAGCUCAUUUAGAAGAGUUUGGAUAUGUGGCUGCCAAUGUUGAAGGUGGACUAGAAGGAGAUGGACAGGGUAAUGAAGAAGAAGGAGGACAUGGACAAGGAGAUGGAGUGGAAGGAGGUGGAGAUGGACAAGAAGGAGAAGGGGAUGGAGAAAAAGAAUAUGGAGAAGGAGAUGAAGGAGAUGGACAAGAAGAAGAUGAAGAAGGUGUUCCAGUGAAUGAUCCAGUACAACAAGGGCAUUCUGGGAAUAAUAUGAAACAAAGAACAAGGAGACCCUCAGAGAGGAUCAUUCUUCAGAAGUUGAAAAAGAAGGUGGUUGACCCUCUUGGUAUAGGAAUGUGUGAAGAUAGGGCAUUAGUUAUAGAUUAG